GCACAAAAAGAAAGAAAAAGCUGCAAAUCAGAAAAAUUUAUUAAGAAUGAUGCAUCAGAAAAUGAAGAGAACAAUGAAAUUGACAAAAAUAAUGAAAAAGAGGAAAAAAUUCAGAAACUAAAUAGUUUUCAAUCGAUGCCUUCUACCUCCUUCUCAGAUGGUAUUACUGAUAACUUAAAACCUACAUCCAAAGAGAAUAUUCAGAAAAGGUUAAGGAAUGAGGAGUACCAAGAGCAACCUUCAGCUAAGAAGGCAAAGGUUGAUGAUGACCAUGAGAUUGGAGCUUUGAAUGCUUCAGACCAAGAGGAAAUACAAAUCACAAUCGAUCAACAUAUUCCAACAUCUGAUAAUCAUAGCUUAGAAUUAAUAUUUGAAGAUUUAGAAAUAGAUUCAAAGACAAUCACAUUUUUUGAAAGAUUAACUGAAUGGAUGAGGAAUAAGGCGAAUCAACCAAUCAUCAAAAAAAUAAAUGAAAAGGAACGUCCAGUUGACGAUACCCAGUCAAAGACACAACUUAAAAAAGGAUUGCCGGUAUAUGUCUCAACAUCUAAAUUGAUAAUUAUGCAACGCUUGAGAAACAAACCAAAUGAUUUGGCACGAGCUCUUCUAAUAGAGUUGGUUGGCGACGAAAAUUUAAAAGAAAUGUGUGCAAAGGGAAGAAGAAAGAGAGGAAGGCCGGCAGUUCCUGCAGAUAUUAGAGAAGCUAUUCUUUAUUACGUACAACGGAAGAAAAGCAAAAACACGGAUGAUUUUAAAGAAAAACAUUUAACUAAGUUAAUAAACAAUACGUGUGGGACUUUGCGUCACCCUAGAUGUACUUCGGAGGAGGAAAAUGACAAGGCUUUAACUAUGCGCAAGAACAACAAGAACGGGAAAGAGAAAAAAGAUGAAAUGGAUGAAGAAGAAAAUGAUUUAGAAGAGAGUAAUUGCGAGGACAAGAACGGGGAAGAGAAAAAAGAUGAAAUGGAUGAAGAAGAAAAUGAUUUAGAAGAGAGUAAUUGCGAGGACAAGAACGAGGAAGAGAAAAAAGAUGAAAUGGAUGAAGAAGAAAAUGAUUUAGAAGAGAGUAAUUGCGAGGACAAAAACGGUGAAGAGAAAAAAGAUGAAAUGGAUGAAGAAGAAAAUGAUUUAGAAGAGAGUAAUUGCGAGGAUGUAACAGACGAAGAGGAGAAUGAUGAAAUAGAGGACAAUGAGGAAUAUUUUAGCGAAGAUGACAAGGGUGAAACGGAAAGUGAUGCAGAAGGAACAGAUUGAAAGAGAUUUUUAUUUUGCGUUUAAAUUUAAUUUCUUAUUUUGAAUAAUUCCGUUUAUUUAAAUAAUUCCGUUAAGGUUUUGCGUUCGAAUUUUGAAAUUUUUGAGAGAGCAAAGCCAUAUUUUAAAAAUAUCUCCUUCAUUUUGGCAUCCCGAGUCGAAAUUUAAGCCCUACUUUAAGCCUGAAUUUUCAGGGUUUGUUGACUUUUAGGAGUAGUAAAGGAGGUUCUAACUUCAAUGCAAUUAGGCCUUACUUUGAGUCCAAAAAUCAGCUGAAAUUUGCCAAUCUUCCAUUUGGAGAACUAAAGGAGGGCCUAAUUCGAAGAAACCUAUACCUUACUUUAUAAACCUCGUAGACCCUACUUUCAUACUCCUAGACCCUACAAUUAGAAAAAGAAAAACUUGAAGAUUUGCUCAGAUUCAAUUGAAGCACUUGGGAUGAGUAAAAGUGGAAUUUUAUGUGUUUCAUAGCGUCUAUAUACAGUUCGUAUAGACGCUAUAAAGCACAUCAGCAUUUGUCAAUUAGGAGUACUUUUUGCAUUUUCAGUGUUUCAAGCAAUGCAUUAAGAAAAUAAUUUAAAAUUAUACUUCAGAAUGUAGGGUCUAGGAGUAUGAAAGUAAGGUAUACGAAAUUCGAACUAGACCCUCCUUUAGUUCUCCAAAUGAAAGAUUGGCGAAUUUCAGGUUGGAUUUUGUAUUUUUAUUUUGCUGACUUCGGGACUCAAAGUAGGGCCUAAUUGCAUUGAAAUUAGAACCUCCUUUACUACUACUAAUAGUCAACAAACCCUGAAAAUUCAGGCUUAAAGUAGGUCUUAAAUUUCGACUCGGGAUGCCU
Molecule: messenger RNA, 2086 nt
Organism: Leptopilina heterotoma
Lineage: Eukaryota; Metazoa; Arthropoda; Insecta; Hymenoptera; Figitidae
Product: coiled-coil domain-containing protein 136-like
Exons: 7
Coding region: 136-1254 (372 amino acids)
Molecular function (GO): DNA binding
Source: RefSeq, a predicted model, not a curated record